This is a messenger RNA of Prunus avium (sweet cherry), 1209 nucleotides long. The record is from RefSeq and is a predicted model, not a curated record. Lineage: Eukaryota; Viridiplantae; Streptophyta; Magnoliopsida; Rosales; Rosaceae.
AUGAGUGGUUUAAAAGAUAGAUUCUUUUCUAUAUUGGUGGAUGAAGCACGUGAUAUUUCUGUGAAAGAGCAAAUGGCUAUGGUGUUGCGUUAUGUGGACGACAAAGGGCAUGUAAUUGAAAGGUUUGUGGGGGUUCAACAUGUUACCGACACCACUUCAAGUUCACUAAAGGAUGCCAUUGACAUAUUCUUUUCUUCCAAUGGUUUGAGCUAUUCCAAGUUACGAGGACAAGGUUAUGAUGGAGCUAGCAAUAUGAGAGGUGAGUGGAAUGGCCUUAAAACAAAGAUUUUUAGAGAACAACCUUGUGGAUAUUAUGUUCAUUGCUUUGCUCAUCAACUUCAACUAGCACUUGUUGCCGUAGCAAAGAAGAAUAUUGAUAUUGCCUCUUUCUUCACAACCACUAAUAGUGUGGUUAACCAUGUUGGAGCAUCUUGUAAUCGGCAUGAUGCACUUAGAGCACAAUUCCAAGAAGAACUUGAUGAUUGUCUUAUAACGGGGCGAGGUUUGCAUCAAGAAACAAGUCUCAUACAUGCCGAUGACACACGAUGGAGCUCACAUUACGGUACCAUUAUUAGCAUCAUUUCCAUGUUUUCAUCUGUGAUUCAUGUGCUUCAAAUGAUUAUUGAUGAUAAUCCCAAUGAUAGUGCCGGUGAAGCAAAUAAGAUUCAAAGGGAAAUGCUUACUUUUCAGUUUGUGUUUCACUUAUUCUUAAUGAAAGCUAUAUUGGGACUCACAAACGAUGUGUCACAAGCAUUGCAAAAGAAAGAUCAAGAAAUUGUGAAUGCAAUGGCUUUGGUGAAAUCAUGCAAGGAAAAGCUACAUUGGAUGAGGAAUAAUGGAUUUGAUGCAUUGGUUGAAGAGGUGUCUUCAUUUUGUGACAAACAUCAUAUUGAUGUUCCUAACAUGGAUGAUGCAUUCGUACUUCCAGGGAGGUCAAUGUGUAAUGCUCCAAUAAAGACAAAUCGUCAUCAUUAUCGUGUGGAGCUCUUUAUUUAUGUCAUUGAUGAGCAACUUACGGAGUUAGAUGAUCGUUUUAAUGAGGUAAAUACUGAGUUGCUUAUUUGUUUGGCAUGUUUGAGUCCGAAUGAUUUAUUUGAAGCUUUUGAUAAACAAAAGCUACUUUGUCUUGCUCAAUUUUAUCCUCAAGACUUUUCGGAUGGGGAUCUUUUGGCACUUGAAGAUCAACUUGAGCUUUAUAUUCAUGUUUAG